AGGAAAUUUCUUCGCUCGGCCAACACUGGUGCAACGACGAGCUCGGAGCUGCUGGCCCGGUGGAGUAGUGUGGUGGCGCAGCCUUUGAUACUUGGAUCGUCGUCAACUGCCUUCGUCGUUCCUUGUGUCUAGACUGUGGCUGGGCUGAAUAUCCUCUCUUUUGAGCCUUGCUCCAGAUCCGGUACGUAACUUCCCGCCCGGGAUAGUUUAAAUAAUCUGUACGAUUGAACCGGAAUGUUCGUCAUUCAUCAACAAAUAUUAUGGCCAAAUGUCAGAUGACUCGACUAAUAUGCUAGGUUACACACUCUCUGGCCAAGCAUGACGGGAUCCCAUGGGAAUCUUUCAUGAAUGUUGUACUUGUACUUAUCCUCCGUUAGCCCAGAAUCCAUUCCAUCUCCUUUCACUUCCCCCUGUCUGACUUUCCGCCAGCCAUGUCUCGCCUUUUAUCUUGGGCGGCUCUUUCCCUUUUGAGCCUGACCGCAGCUCAGAACAUCACCCAGACCACUUCAUUCUCAUUCUCCCCCACCCCUGUAAGCACGAGCGUUCCCUCCCCCGCCGCUCCCCUCAACAGUACAGUGCCCGGACAAGGAAUUUACCCCCCUGUUCAAGCUCUUUGCGCUGGAGGAGCAAAUGUACCAUUCUGCCCGGGAGUUCUCCUACAAGACGUCCAGCUUUCUGGUAUUUUCUCUGAUAGCAAGACAUUUGUAGACAAGCCAACAGCGAAGACUCUUAACGAAACUUUGUCCGCAUGGGAGGCUCUAGGUGACAAUGUCACAGUCGGAGAUGUGGAAACAUUUGUCGAGCAAUACUUCAAAGGAGAAGGUCUUGAGCUUAGCCAAGUUGAGCUCGAAAACUUUGUUGAAGACCCUGCUAUACUUGACAACAUUACCGAUCCCGUCUUCAGAGCUUGGGUAAAGAUUGUGAAUGGAUACUGGACUCUCCUCGCCAGGGAGACCAACCAAUCGGCCCUUUGCAAUGGAGACUGCGAGUCAAGUUUGAUUCCUCUGAACCAUACUGUUAUCGUUCCUGGCGGGCGAUACAGGGAAAUAUAUUAUUGGGAUUCUUUCUGGGUGCUGGAAGGUCUUCUCAAGUCUGAGCUGUACGACUAUGCCUGGGAUUUACUACAGAACUUUAUGGAUCUCAUUGAUAUCUAUGGGUAUCUUCCCAACGGCGGGAGAAAGUACUAUCUCAAUCGUUCUCAGCCUCCAGUAUUUGUCCAGAUGAUCGAUGCUUACAUCAAGGCCACUAACAGCAUUACUCUUCUUGAGCGAGCUCUCCCUGUAGCUUCAUCCGAGUUAGAAUGGUGGGCAAAUAACAGAACCUCAAAUUUCACGUCACCCUUCACCAAUCAAUCCCGCACUAUUGCUCAAUAUUCGGUCACUAACAGCGCUCCUCGACCAGAAGGUUAUGUUGAGGACUUCGAAACGGUGAUGGGAGCUUCCCCAGCCCUCAACGAAACUGAACAAGCCGAGUUGUACUCGGAGCUCGCUACUGGCGCCGAGUCAGGCUGGGACUACUCCUCACGAUGGUGCGAGCAACCACUCCUUAACACAACAGAUAACAACCCUUCCUUAAGGACCUUGAAAGUCAAGUCAAUCAUCCCUGUUGAUCUACUGAGUCUGAUGGCCGGAGACCAUGCCCUCCUGGCCAAUUUGUAUGAGCUUUAUGCAAACAGUACUGGGGGUGGAGAAGGGACAGGCAAUGAGGAAAUGUCAAAGAGGGAUGGGGAAUCUGAUGAUGCAGCGAGCAAAAUUGCAUACCAUCGUCAGAUGGCCCAAGAGUUCAGCGACUCGAUCCUCGAUCUCUGCUGGGACCCAGAAAAGUCAUGGUUCUACGACUUUAACGUGACUUCAAACUCUCGCUCCAACAUCUUCCACGCGGGUGGCACCUGGCCACUUUGGCAAAACAUUACUCCAUCCGAAAUUAUGGGCAACGAAAGUGCGGCUCUUUCUUUAGUUUCAGGAUUUAGGUUCCUUUUGGGUCACUACUCAGGGGUCCCAAGUGUGGCUACUCUGCUGUUUACUGGACUGAACUGGGAUUUCCCUAACGCCUGGCCGCCCCAUGCGUAUACCGCCAUCAAAGCUUUUGAGACACUUGGUCGUGUAUUGCCCAAUGCCACUGUCCUUUCCAACUUGACGAUCCCCUUCGAUUCAGUGACCGAGAACCAACUCGGUCUCUCAGAAUCCGAGCUCCAACCACAACCCCAAUCCACCAUUGGUAACGUCUCUCUGAACACCGAGACCUCCCAAGACAAGCCCUGGCCUCUUGCUCUCUCAAUUGAAUUUGCGAACAGGUAUUUGGGAGCCGCAUUCUGUUCAUGGUACUCCACCGGAGGGCAAAUUAGCGGAUUAUUGACACAGUUGCCGUUGAGCGACUUGAAUGCUACUGGAACCUAUACUUCUGAGCAAUCAGGCGUGAUGUUCGAAAAGUUCAAUGUUACUGACACAGAUGCCGCUGGAGGAGGUGGUGAGUAUACAGUCCAAGUCGGAUUCGGUUGGACAAACGGAGUAGCCCUUUGGGCCGCUGGCGAGUACGGACAGUACAUCCCUGCACCCACAUGUCCCCUUAUUCCGAUCAUCGAAGUCAAUGGGACGGCUGGUUCCAAUACCUCUGAUAGCUCGGUAUACAAGUCGACGGAUAAGGAUGGCGGUCCGACAGCGAGUGACACCACUACGUCCAAGAGCUUGUUUGUCGGAUACCGAAUCCCGAGAGAGUAGGCUCGCCCGCGAAAGGACUCUUAUGAAUCAAUCCUUUUAUAAUUUGCUUAAUGACAUGUGAUGUAUUUUGAGGUUCGAGGGUGAGA
This is a messenger RNA of Cryptococcus deneoformans JEC21, 2803 nucleotides long. Its product is annotated as trehalase precursor, putative. Gene Ontology annotation, molecular function: alpha,alpha-trehalase activity. The record is from RefSeq and is a predicted model, not a curated record. NCBI's taxonomy places the organism in Eukaryota, Fungi, Basidiomycota, Tremellomycetes, Tremellales, Cryptococcaceae. Gene Ontology annotation, biological process: trehalose catabolic process. The transcript has 18 exons. The coding region runs from base 432 to 2717 and encodes 761 amino acids.